CAGAAAACGGACCGGAAUAUGCUAAAGUUGCUGUAACACCGGCGGCGGCCCACCUACCAGCCGCCGAUCGCCGUGCUCUCGUCACCUUCCAGCAACCCCCGGCGCAAGAAGCUCUUCCCUCCGGCCUCCGGCCUCCGGCGACCCCGACAUACGGCCCGACCCCCUCCAACUCCAAAGCUCCGCAGUCCGUCCACGGCCAUGGCAUUCCUCAAAACCCUAAACCCUCUCCUCCGCCGGACCCGCGCCCUCCCGAAUCCGAGCUCGCCCCUCUCCCACCACACCUUCUCCGCCCCUUCCCACCCCGCCGCCCCGCCCUUCGCGGCCGCUCGCCCCCACGUCCUCGCCAGCUCCCCCGAACCCCUACUCCUCCGCUCCGCCCCAUGGAUGCCCUCGCAGUCCCCCAGGCCGUUCACCGCCGCCGCCGCCGCUUUCCGCGCGAAGCCCCACAGGGCUCGCGCCGUUGCCGGCGGCGGCGCGCAGGCCGUGGCGGACGCGGUGCGGUGGGAGCCCAAGCGGGUAUACGGAAGCGGGGCUGCGGACGAGGGUGCCGGUCGAGGCGAGAGGUUUCUGAAUCUGCCCAAUUUGGUGUCGCUCGGGCGCAUGGCGUCGGGUCCGCUCAUUGGAUGGAUGAUUGUGAAUGGAUGGUAUCUUCCUGCUUUUGGCACACUAGCUUUGUCUGGUGCUAGUGAUUGGUUGGAUGGGUUCUUAGCAAGAAAGAUGGGCAUCAAUUCUGUAAUUGGAUCAUAUCUGGACCCGUUGGCUGACAAGGUAUUGAUUUGCAGUGUCGCCGUAGCAAUGGUUGAAAAGGAGCUCUUACAUCCUGGCCUUGUUGGCCUGGUGGUUGUAAGAGACUUUCUCCUGGUGGGUGGUGCUUUCUACAAACGAGCUUCGAGCCUAGGAUGGAAGUGGAACAGUUGGUCAGACUUCACCAACUUAGACGCAAUUCACCGUGAGAAGGUUGAGCCCCUAUUCAUCAGCAAGGUGAAUACAGUAUUCCAGUUGAUGUUGGUUGCUGGUGCGCUCCUUCAGCCAGAAUAUGGCACAGAAGAGACUCAGAAUUAUAUUACAUACUUGAGCUGGUUGGUAGCUACAACAACAAUGGCAUCCACCGUAGGUUAUGGUGUGAAAUACUAUCAGCUCAGACCGAGACGAUGACUGUUAUUGCCUGCAUUUUUUCUUCUUGAUGCCUGAUUGUGCUGCUGCUAGUGAGAGCAUGUCUUCGGCUACUGGUGCAAAACUAAGUGGAGUCGACCACCUUUUUACAACAGGAUGUUAAAUACCAGCAAUAUUACAAAUUGUGGAUUCAGCAUUUACCUGUGAGUUCAUGGCCCGGUCAAUCUGAAGAAAUAGAAGAGUCUUUUUAAUGAAACCAGACGAUAUUGAUAUAUUAGGGCCUCUCUCCUGAGUAGCCAAUUAGUCUGGUUAGUUAUACUUGUAGCCACUGACUAGAUAUUAAAGUUUAUGUAGAUUUUUCCCCCUUAAGAGUGCUUAUCAAACUGGAAGAGCAAAUGACAUCAACUCUGUUGCCAGUGUGUAUAUUAUCAGAGCUUCUGUGCUAAUUAUGAGAGAAUCAGGACCGGUGGAGGUUGACUAGUGGUUGGUCCCUCUCCAGAUGCCAGCAUAAAUUGGUUGAAGCCGACAGGUUGUCUCA
Messenger RNA from Lolium perenne, 1651 nucleotides. RefSeq names its product CDP-diacylglycerol--glycerol-3-phosphate 3-phosphatidyltransferase 1, chloroplastic. Gene Ontology annotation, biological process: cardiolipin biosynthetic process. The record is from RefSeq and is a predicted model, not a curated record. Gene Ontology annotation, molecular function: cardiolipin synthase (CMP-forming) activity. NCBI's taxonomy places the organism in Eukaryota, Viridiplantae, Streptophyta, Magnoliopsida, Poales, Poaceae. Gene Ontology annotation, cellular component: membrane; mitochondrion.